UUUAUCAGUGUUAUCAGGACUGAGCUCCACUGAGACAAGGGCGAGGCAAGGCAGCGGGUCAGCCCCCACCAGUGCGACCCACACCCUCGGCCAGCCAGCCAGCCAGUCGACCAGCCACGCAGCGAUCGACACAAUACGUAUAUACUAACUUACCUGCCCGAUCUGUCUACAGAACCAGGUAGCAGGCCUCAUAUACCUUCCCGGCUGGGGCCCAGACACGCCACGUGCUUCCCUCCUCCCCUCACCCCAGCCUUCAGGCCGCACGAUGGGUCAUCCUGCCACGCACCGAGGGGUUCUGGCGCUGCUGCUGCUAGUGGUGGCGGCGAGCCCUGCGUCAUGGGCCCAGCAGCACGUCCCUGAGGCAGCCCAGGAGACUCAAGAAGUCGAGUUUCCCGUUGAGGAGCUGUUAGCGUCUCUGAGGGAGGUGCUGGACCAGUACGAGACCCUGGCCUUCCCGGGUAUUCCUACGAUCAACAUUGUCUCCGGAGAUCAAGUGAGCAUCGCCAUCUCCCUCUCGGAUCUCUACCUUGAGGGGCUAAAUAAUGUGAAGCCGUCGCUGGACCCUGGAUUAGCUGAACGUAGGGCGGCCCUCCAGCUGGAUUGGAAGAAGAUCAGCCUCCUGGUGGGAUCCUAUACCUCCAGCGGUCACAUCCUCAACCUCCCGUUCAAUGGAGAGGGACCCAUGUACCUCCGCCUCCAUGACCUCCUCGUCACCGUCUCCGUCAACUAUACGAUCAAAGUCAUACCAUCCGGAGUGUGUGCUGUGGCAAAUACCAGCGACUACGACUUAGACCUCAUACGAAUGGAGACUCACCUGGAAAACCUGAACAAGGGCACGGACCAGGGCCAGUUGGUGGACCUCGUCGUUCCUUCCUUCGGUCAAGACAUUGUGGAACGCCUGGAGGUCCUCAUCAAGAGCAAGUACUAUGACUUCCUCGACAAAACUCUUGUUGGACUCAUAAAUUAUGUCGCAUGUCCUACCAAGCCAGAGGGGGAUGUUCUGAAAACUGACGAGCUCAUGAGUGUGAUGAAAGACAUUGUCAAAGACUUCCUACCCACACUCCAAGAUUUUUAGACUGUGCUCCUAACUUGAAAGGCCAGACCAAGUGCCUCUUAAAACAAUGGUGUUUCCUGUAUCUUGUACAGUCUUUUCCUUUGUGCUUUGCUAUUGUGUUCGUAAACCUUUAUUUCAUUACUUGCACGUGCGGUGCCAGCCAUUGGCAUGGUUAUACUCACAGUGCGUGGCUUGCACCUCGUGAAUCGUGGAUCUAAAUCUUCUUCGUGACGUGACCCGCGGCAGGACGAGGAGGAACAUGCUCAAAGCUGAUUCUCCUGACGAGCAACGUUUGACUGACGUACGUAAUAAUAAUUAUUAUUGACCUUCGGUCUCAAAUAUAUUUUCUAAAAAUUAGCAAAUUCGUAUUGUAUUAAGAGUGGGAGUUGUAUCCUGACUGUAACAGCAGAAUGUACUUCCUGUACAGAUCAAGAUGUCAGGAUAGUCACCGAGCCCCGACUUGCAAAAAUUCAACUCAGUGUGACUGUGAGGCGAUACUUGAUUUAUGCCGUGCAUUAAAAUAUUUCAGUGUAAUCUACAUUAA
Eriocheir sinensis (Chinese mitten crab) is the source of this 1598-nucleotide messenger RNA. RefSeq lists its product as uncharacterized. The coding region runs from base 266 to 1075 and encodes 269 amino acids. The record is from RefSeq and is a predicted model, not a curated record. Lineage: Eukaryota; Metazoa; Arthropoda; Malacostraca; Decapoda; Varunidae. The transcript has 6 exons.